Messenger RNA from Pygocentrus nattereri (red-bellied piranha), 2353 nucleotides. RefSeq names its product polo-like kinase 2b (Drosophila) (gene plk2b). The record is from RefSeq and is a predicted model, not a curated record. Gene Ontology annotation, molecular function: ATP binding; protein binding; protein serine/threonine kinase activity. Gene Ontology annotation, cellular component: spindle pole; cytoplasm; nucleus. The coding region runs from base 47 to 2026 and encodes 659 amino acids. Lineage: Eukaryota; Metazoa; Chordata; Actinopteri; Characiformes; Serrasalmidae. Gene Ontology annotation, biological process: protein phosphorylation; mitotic cell cycle; regulation of cytokinesis. The transcript is spliced from 14 exons.
CAGCAGGCAGCCAAGAGUUGCGCGCGCGAGACACUACUGAGGAGCCAUGGAAACCACGAGGAGCGUCUCGCGCCAGCCGGCGACCAGCAAUGAUAGCACGAGCGAGCAAAGCAGAGCGAGCGAGCCCCGUCGCAAGAAAGAGGAGCCGAGCCCGAACCGCACAGAGCCGUCCAGAAUCAUCACAGACCCGGCCACGGGGAAGUGCUACUGCCGCGGGAAGGUCCUGGGAAAGGGAGGCUUCGCCAAGUGCUACGAGCUGACUGAUUUGUCUGCGGGGAAAGUUUUUGCUGCCAAAAUAAUCCCUCACACGCGUGUGGCCAAACCUCAUCAGCGUGAGAAGAUAAACAGAGAGAUUGAGCUGCACCGAGGAUUGAGUCACAAACACAUAGUUCACUUUUACCAUCAUUUCGAGGACAAGGACAACAUAUACAUCCUCCUGGAAUACUGCAGCAGAAGAUCUUUGGCCCACAUCCUGAAGGCACGUAAAGUGCUAACAGAGCCUGAGGUGAGGUAUUACCUCAAGCAGACAGUGUCCGCUCUUAAAUAUCUCCAUGAUCAAGAGAUCCUGCAUCGAGACCUUAAGCUAGGGAACCUGUUUGUGAGUGACUCAAUGGAGCUGAAGGUUGGCGAUUUCGGGCUGGCUGCCAAAUUGGAGCCAGUCAGCAACAGACGCAAGACAAUCUGCGGGACGCCAAAUUACCUUUCUCCAGAGGUGCUCAAUAAACAGGGUCACGGCUGGGAGUCAGACGUCUGGGCUCUGGGCUGUGUCAUGUACACUAUGCUCCUGGGCAAGCCACCAUUCGAGACCACUAACCUUAAGGAGACGUAUCGAUGCAUCAGAGAGGCCCGCUAUUCUUUGCCUUCCACCCUAUCACUACCCGCCAGGCAACUCAUUGCCAGCAUGCUGUCCCGGAACCCAGCGGAUCGCCCCCGACUGGAUGAAAUCAUACGACAUGAAUUUCUCACACAGGGCUUCAUGCCAGAGACCCUCCCUGCCAGCUGCUGUCUCUCUGCUCCUGACUUCCACAUCUCCAGCCCUGCCAAGAGCUUUUUCAGGAAGGCUGCAGCUGCCCUCUUCGGUGGGAAAAGAGACAAAGCCAAGUAUUAUGAAAAUAUCAACAGGAUAGCAAAAGAAGAAGAUGACAUCUAUAAACUUCGCCAUGAGCUCAAAAUGACAUCAAUUAACCAGCCGCCUGCUACACCAUCACUGGAGGAAAGAGGGACUCCGUCACAGCCGGUUGGAAAGCCCGUUUCCCAGGCAACCGACGGGCGGCCUCAAGCACGAGACACUAUCCGCAUGAUCGUCAGAGGCAGCCUGGGAAGCUGCAGCAGCAGCAGUGAAUGUCUGGAGGACAGCACUACAGGCUCUGUGGCAGAAGCCGUUGCUAGUGUUCUACGAGGCUGCCUGGAACACAUGCCAAUAGCUGACAAGCUCCCCAAGGCUAGCGGAUGCAGCAGCCUUCAGUGGGUGACUAAGUGGGUGGACUAUUCCAACAAAUACGGCUUUGGCUAUCAGUUGUCUGACAACACUGUGGGCGUCCUCUUCAACAGCGGAACACACAUGAGUCUCCUAGCUGAUAAGACGACUGUAUUGCAGCAUGCUGAAAUGGGCCAGUGUGCUGUGAUGUACACAACGGAUGUGCCUGAGAACUGCGUGGGCCAGGUCACUAUUCUCAAGUACUUCGCUCACUAUAUGGAAGAAAACCUGAUGGAUGGAGGUGACAUGGUAAUUGACACAGAGGCUAACAAGCCCAGUAUCUAUCUGCUGCAGUGGCUGAAGUCUGACCGGGCACUGAUGAUGCUCUUCAGCGAUGGCACUUUCCAGGUAAAUUUCUACCAUGACCACACCAAACUCAUCCUGUGCACGCAGCAGGACGACUACCUGUUGACAUACAUCAACGAAGACAGAGUGUCGGCCACCUUCAAACUGAGCACGCUCCUGAGUGCUGGAUGCAAUGCGGAGCUGCGCAGCCGCUUGGAGUACUCCCUCAACAUGCUCCAGCAGAGAUGCAACCGAGAAUCAUAAGACAGCAUGACUGUGGAGUGUACAUACCAUCUGUGUGCAUGUGUGUGCGUGCAGACAAUGCAAAAACCUAUAAACAUUCCCUGAAGCACAGAAGCAGACUGUUAACUGAUGGACCUACUUGAAGAGUUAAGAGAAGAGCGAGAGAGUUGAAGUGCAUGAAAGUGGACAUUGUGAGCAGCUGGAAACUGCAGGGUGAAAGGAGGGCAGGGUUAUGAAGAAGUGAAAGGAUGAUGUAGCAUUAUGUUUAUGAAAGGACGUGAGGAAACAGAGACUGGGCUGGAACCAGAGGUUACAGAGAGAUAACUGAGAAAGUCAAAGAGAGCAGAA